This is a messenger RNA of Strongylocentrotus purpuratus (purple sea urchin), 1261 nucleotides long. RefSeq lists its product as uncharacterized. The record is from RefSeq and is a predicted model, not a curated record. The transcript is spliced from 8 exons. Bases 353 to 1162 code for a protein of 269 amino acids. NCBI's taxonomy places the organism in Eukaryota, Metazoa, Echinodermata, Echinoidea, Camarodonta, Strongylocentrotidae.
CACUCUUUCAUCAGAUGAUUUUUAAAAUAAAUUAGCAAUUUUCUAGGUGUAAACUUUUUUUGGACUCACACUGCAUAAUGGCGUUGCGUCAGGGUAUUCCCCUCGUGCGAUAUAUGAUGUCAUCGAUCGGUGUGUGAGUCAGUGUAUUGGGUUUUGACAGAUGUUUUAUUUAUCUGGUACGCGGUAUAUAUAUACAGGUCCGCGUUUGAAGAAACCAUAUUUUACGUCCACAUUGGCCAUGCACACACACCAAACCUGCUUUUAGUUCGAUAAUUCUUCAUAUGCUUUAGACCCUACACAUCAUUUUCGCAGGUUACAGGGGUUACAGCAGUCUUUCCAAGAUCUUGGAACAAUGGAAGAGGAACCUGAAGAAACACUAUAUGGGCGUGCAAUUUUGUUAUCCGAGAAAAGCCCAUGGGAAAAUCCAAAGGCUUUUUCAGGAUUGGAGGAGAAAUCAGAAGAAGUUGCCGCUCCAGAAGAAGAGGAUACAUCUAAUAAGGGAAAGGAUAGCUGGUCACCUACAUGUUCAAAUAAGAAGCGCAUACACAAGACAUGGAUAGACGAGCUAGCAAAAGACGAGCCAACAAAAAUCGAGCACAAGUACAUGUACAUGUGGAUGUCCUUUCUAAUGCUUAUGGUAAUAAGUGUAUCAGGAGCUGAUGGAAAAGUUCAUCUUCAACGGGGGAACUUCAGGAAAACUACCAUAGCGGCCGAUGAGACUCAAAGAGCCACCGACCCGGUUUUCAAACCGCUUAAUGACUCGGUCUUCUCCAUCUUUGCGAGAGGCGGACAUGACCCCGAAAGAUAUGAAUGUACUUCAGAUUUUGUGUCAAAAAAUCGAAGUUGCACUAUAGUUGUAGGGGACAGGAGUAAGGCUGAGUGUGAGGGACUUCGGAUCUCUGGGAAUGGAUCUCACACUUACAUUGCCGUAGAUGGGUCAAAACUGAUUCACGACCUCACAAUCUUCUGCAUCUACCAACAAGUACCUUCAGACUACUCCCUGUACUUUCUGGAGGUGUCCAAGAUUCAAGAGCAAGCUUCUGAUUGUACAUCCUGGAGGAAUGCCUUCAUCGUCGUCAUACCACUUCUGAUCAUCAUCAUGCCUUGUAUGACCUUAGCUAUCCAAUACAUCUAUAAGAGAAACAAAUCAAUGAAACGAUGACACUGAUCAAGAUGGGAUCCUGACAAGACUUGAUGGAUGAACGGUUAUGCUCAAGCUGAACGGGAGAAGGAGCCUUUACAGUUCAAGGACUUUUUUUUG